CUCGAGUACCUGACGGCCGAGAUCCUGGAGCUGGCGGGCAACGCGGCCCGCGACAACAAGAAGACGCGCAUCAUCCCGCGCCACCUGCAGCUGGCCAUCCGCAACGACGAGGAGCUCAACAAGCUGCUGGGCCGCGUCACCAUCGCGCAGGGCGGCGUGCUGCCCAACAUCCAGGCCGUGCUGCUGCCCAAGAAGACUGAGAGCCACCACAAGGCCAAGUGA
Messenger RNA from Suricata suricatta (meerkat), 222 nucleotides. Its product is annotated as histone H2A type 1-H-like. The record is from RefSeq and is a predicted model, not a curated record. The annotation marks the transcript as partial. Lineage: Eukaryota; Metazoa; Chordata; Mammalia; Carnivora; Herpestidae. Gene Ontology annotation, cellular component: nucleosome. The transcript has a single exon. Gene Ontology annotation, molecular function: DNA binding; protein heterodimerization activity; structural constituent of chromatin.